Molecule: messenger RNA, 670 nt
Organism: Malaya genurostris
Lineage: Eukaryota; Metazoa; Arthropoda; Insecta; Diptera; Culicidae
Product: NADH dehydrogenase [ubiquinone] 1 alpha subcomplex assembly factor 2
Exons: 2
Coding region: 127-573 (148 amino acids)
Biological process (GO): mitochondrial respiratory chain complex I assembly
Cellular component (GO): membrane
Source: RefSeq, a predicted model, not a curated record
UUCAAAAUAUCAAUAUAUUGUUCGAUUUCAGCUUUUUUUUAUAUAACUGGGUAAAUCAAUCAUUUUCGUGAUAAAAGCAUUGCUUAAUAUUAUUGUAAGCAAUAGAAAGCUCAUAUUAUUGAUACAAUGUCGAAACCACCGUCAAGAGGUGUCAUGAAAAUGAUAUUCAGUAAUUUUCUAAAUUCUUUAAAACCUCGCCAAUGGAAGGGCAAUUUCAUGGGGGAAGACUAUUUCGGUAACAAGUACUACGAGAUACCGGCAAACCCAGCAAUUGGUCAACGAAGAGUUCAACGAUGGUUCGAACCAACUGAAAAGGAAGCAUACGGUCAAGAAAUUACAGCAGAAUGGGAAGCAUGGUUGCGCGGAAGAAGAAAGGAGCCUCCGACGCAAGAAGAAUUGAAACGAAAUUUGGCUAUUAUGAAGAUGAAAGAACAAAACGCAGCAAAACUGGAGGCAAAAUAUGGCAAGAAAAAAGACGCUGACGAGUUAGAGAAGCGAACUACUGGCAUGGGAUCUUUCCCGGAGUAUGAAGACUACGAAGUAAUGCCCGGGAAAGGUAAAAGGGAAAAAUAAUGAAUAGUAAACUUAAUUUUGUGAUAGUGUCAGUUUUUAAAAUAAUGAAGCUUUAUUUUAUCCGCUCGUGAAGAGAAGCGUGCCUGUAUAUAUACAA